UCAGUCUGUACAAUAAAGUUGGAGAUGAUUUGAUGUCAGAAUCCUAACUUUAGAUAUUGAAGAUGACGAGGAUGAAUCUGCUUGCUCUGUUUCUUACACUCUUACCAGGAGUACUUUCACACUACAGAUCUCGCUUUUCACGUUAUCGAUCAUGGAAUUCACAAAUGUAUCCGGUCUGGAGAGAUGGAGAUCCCAGAUACAGAGACUGUUGGACAGGUGGAGAGGUGACAUUUGAGAUGAGAAGUGAUUCUCCGACACUGACGGGAGCAAAAACUACCUUCAACAUUGAUGUUCGUUUCCCCCAAAAUCAGACGGCACUUCCUGAUGGACAAGUGGUGUGGGCACGAAACUGUACCAUUAAUGGAACAGCAUAUACUAUGGGUCAGGCUGUGUACCCCGAGACCAAUCUCACUCAAGAAUGGACUGGUGUCUUUCCUGAUGGUACACCUUUCACGAAGACCUCCAACAAAAAGCCCAGAUUCAUUUAUGUGUGGAAGACAUGGGGUAAAUAUUGGCAGGUGGCUGACGGUCCUUCAUCUCUACUGACCAUCGAGACGGACAAACAGCCUCUUGGCUCUUAUAAGAUGGAGGUUGUUAUUUAUCAUUGCCGGGGCAAAGACAAGUUCAUUCCUCUUGGUUAUGCAUCUGCUCAGUUUUCUAUUACUGACCAGAUUCCUUUCGCAGUGACAUUGUCUCAGGUCGGUGAUGUCACACAGGGUGACCAAAGCUUUAUCCAGAACACAGCCGUGUCAUUUAGCGUCAACCUGCACGACCCCAGCCGUUACCUCAGUGGAUCAGACGUCACCUUCAACUGGGACUUUGGAGACAACAGUGGCACUCUUAUAUCCCGUGAAACUACAGUCACCCAUACAUACAUCUCAGCUGGUUCCUUCAGACCACAGGUCAUUCUAAUGGCAGCCAUCUUAAAUGACUGUACACCAAACCCAAGCACAGCGGCCGCCGUUGUUACACCUGCUCCAGCCACAGGUGUUCCACCAUCCACCUCUGUUUCCCCAGUUGAAGAUGCUGGAGUGGAGAGCACUGAUGUUCCUGUGCUCAUAACAGACGGAUCAGCUGAUGACACCAAUGAGUUAGCAGUGGCACCUGUCACAGAUGCAGAUGAAGCUCAAGCUGUGAUAAUCACACCUGAACCUGUUUCUGAUGUUUCCGGUUCAGUAUCUGCUGGAGAAGAUGAAGAUGCUGAGGUUAUAGUCAAUGUGUCUGCUACUCUUCUCCCUGAAUCUCCUACUGAUGUUGUGCAAACAGUGGCACCUGUAAAUGUCCUCAGCACUGAACCAGCACCUGCUGAUGCUGCUGCUGAUGUUGUGGUGUCGGUGGUUCCUGCUUUAGACGACACAGAGAUAACAGAAGUCAAUGAAACAACUGAAGUCACUGCUGAUAGCGUAUCUGAAGCUACAGUAAGUGAGAUAGCAGCUGAUCUGGAGACAGUAACUGAAGCCACACAGGCCACGCUUAUCAUUGCAAAGCGUCAAGCACCAGAAAUGCCAGCAGAAUCAUGUUUCAUUUAUCGCUACGGCUCAUUCUCCAAAACUGUUGAUAUUGUCCAGGGAAUAGAGAGUGUUGAGAUUGUGGAGGUGAAUAAUGUGAUUGUCACAGAAUUGGAGCAGAAUGCUGUGGAUCUCACAAUCACAUGUCAGGGAAGUCUGCCGAAUGAAGUGUGUACGGUUAUAUCUGAUGCUGACUGUAUCAGUCCUGUACAGACUCUGUGUAAUUCUGUCACUCCAAGCCCUGACUGUCUGAUGGUGUUACGCCAGUUCUUUAAUGAUUCUGGCACCUUCUGUAUCAAUGUAUCUCUAACCAAUGAUGUUAGCUUGGCAGUAACCAGUGCAAGAAUCAAUGUUAAUAUGGACACGAAUUCAUCCAGUAGUAGUGCUGGAGCGGCACUGGGAGUCCUGCUUUUUAUUUGUGCUAUGGGAACCAUCGCAUUUUUUACACACAAGCGUUUUAAGGGCUACCAUCCACUGAUUGAGGAUUAUACAGAUAACAGUUUGGGUUCUGAAAGGAUCUCGAUGCCGUUAAACCUCUGGAACUUUCUGAGCCGAUCGUCUUCUGGAGAGAGUCGGCCGCUACUUCAGGGACGAGUGGUGUGAGCUAUACAUCAAAACAACCUUCAAACAGAAGAAAGACCUCACGUAUAACAUUCUUCAUAUUAUCUCAAUGGAGUUAUUAUUAUUUGUGAAUAACAUAACCAGAGAAUACUCUGUAUGUGUUGUGUAUGUCUGAUGUUUUCUGUCAUGAGUUGUAAUAUUCUGAUCAUUACUCUUUAAUAAAAUGGAGUAUUGUGACUA
Molecule: messenger RNA, 2309 nt
Organism: Paramisgurnus dabryanus
Lineage: Eukaryota; Metazoa; Chordata; Actinopteri; Cypriniformes; Cobitidae
Gene: pmela
Product: premelanosome protein a
Biological process (GO): melanosome organization
Cellular component (GO): melanosome; plasma membrane
Source: RefSeq, a predicted model, not a curated record